GAGUUUAGCCGGCGGGAGCCUGGAGUCCGCUCGGCACGAGCGCGGGGACGCGGGAGCCGCGCGGGACCCAAGCAGUUUUUCCGAGCAGCCGCCAGGCUCAGCCCCGCUCCCAGCCUCGCUGCGCAGCCAGAGACCUGCUAUGGCCACGUCUAUACUCGGGGAAGAGCCGCGCUUCGGAACGACCCCGUUGGCCAUGCUGGCGGCGACCUGCAACAAGAUCGGCAACACGAGCCCGCUGACGACGCUGCCAGAGUCGAGCGCCUUCGCCAAAGGCGGCUUUCACCCCUGGAAGCGCUCCUCGUCCAGCUGCAACCUCGGCUCCAGCCUCUCGGGCUUCGCGGUGGCCACCGGGGGCCGUGGCUCGGGCGGCCUGGCGGGCGGCUCGGGCGCCGCCAACAGCGCCUUCUGCCUGGCCUCCACGUCGCCCACGUCGUCCGCCUUCAGCAGCGACUACGGCGGCCUCUUCUCCAACUCGGCGGCUGCCGCGGCGGCAGCGGCCGGGGUGUCCCCGCAGGAGGCGGGUGGCCAGUCGGCCUUCAUUUCCAAGGUGCACACGACGGCAGCCGACGGCCUGUACCCGCGCGUGGGCAUGGCGCACCCGUACGAGUCCUGGUACAAGUCGGGCUUCCAUUCGACGCUGGCGGCCGGCGAGGUGACCAACGGCGCGGCGUCGUCGUGGUGGGACGUGCACAGCAGCCCGGGCUCGUGGCUGGAAGUGCAGAACCCCGCUGGGGGGCUCCAGAGCUCGCUGCACUCGGGCGCCCCCCAGGCCUCGCUGCACUCGCAGCUGGGCACCUACAACCCCGACUUCAGCUCGCUCACGCACUCGGCCUUCAGCUCCACGGGCCUCGGCUCCUCCGCCGCCGCCGCCUCCCACCUGCUCUCCACCAGCCAGCACCUGCUGGCCCAGGACGGCUUCAAGCCGGUGUUGCCCUCCUAUUCGGACUCCAGCGCCGCCGUGGCAGCCGCCGCCGCCAGCGCCAUGAUAUCGGGCGCCGCGGCUGCCGCCGCCGGGGGGAGCUCGGCACGCUCUGCCCGCCGCUACUCGGGCCGCGCCACCUGCGACUGCCCCAACUGCCAGGAGGCGGAGCGGCUGGGCCCGGCCGGGGCGAGCCUGCGGCGCAAGGGCCUGCACAGCUGCCACAUUCCGGGCUGCGGCAAGGUGUACGGGAAGACGUCGCACCUGAAGGCGCACCUGCGCUGGCACACGGGCGAGCGGCCCUUCGUGUGCAACUGGCUCUUCUGCGGCAAGCGCUUCACGCGCUCGGACGAGCUGCAGCGGCAUCUGCGGACUCACACGGGCGAGAAGCGCUUCGCCUGUCCGGUGUGCAACAAGCGCUUCAUGCGCAGCGACCACCUGAGCAAACACAUUAAGACGCACAACGGGGGCGGCGGGGGCAAAAAGGGCAGCGACAGUGACACGGACGCCAGCAACCUGGAGACGCCCCGUUCCGAAUCCCCCGACCUCAUCCUGCAUGACUCCGGCGUCAGUGCCGCCCGGGCGGCGGCAGUGGCGGCGGCGGCGGCGGCGGCGGCCUCCGCGGGAGGCAAGGAAGCAGCGUCUGGCCCCAACGACUCUUAGAGGCCGGGCGAGAGGCGCGAGCACGCAAGCGAGUAGAGACACCGAGAACGAACGAGAGGUUCGGAGGGCGAGCGAGCGGGGGGCGGGAGGGCAGGGGCUUCAGUGACGCCCCCGGGGCCCGGGCUGGGCGCGAGGUGGAGCCGCUCGGGGCUCCCGGGCUGCGGUUCUGCCGCUGUGCGAGGAGCUCCCCUUCGCCUUCCGCGCCCGGAUAAGAAUCGAACGCGUGGUCCGGAAACAAAAGCGAACCAUCCUCCGACACAAACACUUUAAAAACUGUACUCCCAGACGUACACAUACACCGGAGACCUACAACCACAAGCACGCACACUCGCGCGCGCACACACAUACCACUCGCCCAAACUUCUCGAGCGAAGAGCAAUACAUAGAAAGGCUCCCUCUUUGCCCACUGUCCACCUCCCUCCAACACCCGUCUCUUUCCUUUUCUCAAAAACAAGCCACCACCCAGCAAAGGACUGUCAGAACAUUUGAAAACAAACGGGACCGAUAAAAACACCCUUUGUUUGGAUUAUAUUAUAUAUAAAAUGCUCCAAGUCCUGCCUGAUAUCUACUUACAAUGAGACUUUUUUCCUAAAAAAGGAAGCAUCAAAAGGCUUAAGGUGAGAAAUUAAACUGGAAGUCUAGCGACAGUUUCUCUGUAUUUCAUAACAUCUGUAUAAAUAGGGUUCAAAAGAUUGUGUUCUCUUUUAUUUUCUUGUAAAUGUUCAUUCGAAUAGAGUUUUUUUGGGUGAAUCCCUGAAAUUCAGGGAGUUUUUUUUUAAUUUUCUGAUGCACUUUGUGAAAGUCAGUAUAUAUGUAAAAGAUAUUUAAAAUGUUGAGUUAUCAUUUCACUCACAAACACGUAAGUUAAGGUCAUCUAAAGAAAUUAAAUGCGUUUAUCUGUAUCAAGAAAAUCUCGACAUCAUAUUUUCAUUUUGGUAUUAUUAAAGGACUCUGAACAAUACAUUUCCUUUUUUAAAAAUCCUGUUUCCCCCUCAAUAACCUUUUCGUGAGUCGAUUUUUUUUUCGGUUGGGAAAAAAUUCCCUUAAUGUUAGUUGUAGGUAAUGUAAAGUUUAUGUGGGUUAUAAAAGCCAUACUACAUAUACGUUUUUGAGAAGUCAAAAUUAUUUAUUUGUAUAUCAACAACAUAAAUUAAAUUGGGUUGUAAGGAC
This is a messenger RNA of Gorilla gorilla gorilla (western lowland gorilla), 2752 nucleotides long. It is a transcript of the gene SP9, whose product is annotated as Sp9 transcription factor. The transcript is spliced from 2 exons. Lineage: Eukaryota; Metazoa; Chordata; Mammalia; Primates; Hominidae. The record is from RefSeq and is a predicted model, not a curated record. Bases 140 to 1582 code for a protein of 480 amino acids. Gene Ontology annotation, biological process: regulation of transcription by RNA polymerase II. Gene Ontology annotation, molecular function: RNA polymerase II cis-regulatory region sequence-specific DNA binding; DNA-binding transcription factor activity, RNA polymerase II-specific.